GGUGCUCCUGCAGUCUGGGGCUGAUUUACACCAGUAAACCUUGCACAAUGCCACCCAUCACCUUCCAGGACCUUCCCCUGAACAUCUACAUGGUCAUUUUCGGCACUGGCAUCUUCGUCUUCAUGCUCAGCCUCAUCUUCUGCUGCUACUUCAUCAGCAAACUGCGGCACCAGGCGCAGAGCGAGCGCUUCGGGUACAAGGAGGUGGUUCUGAAAGGUGAUGCCCGGAGGCUGAACGUGCACGGGCAGACCUGUGCCGUCUGCCUGGAGGAUUUCAGGGUGAAGGAGGAGCUGGGGGUGCUGCCUUGCCAGCAUGCCUUCCACAGAAAGUGCCUGGUGAAGUGGCUGGAGGUUCGCUGUGUGUGCCCCAUGUGCAACAAGCCCAUGGCAGGUCCUGCACAGCCCCGUGCUGGCAUCGGCACAAUCCUGGACGAGCUGGUGUGA
Molecule: messenger RNA, 443 nt
Organism: Acanthisitta chloris (rifleman)
Lineage: Eukaryota; Metazoa; Chordata; Aves; Passeriformes; Acanthisittidae
Gene: RNF122
Product: ring finger protein 122
Exons: 5
Source: RefSeq, a predicted model, not a curated record